This is a messenger RNA of Setaria italica (foxtail millet), 978 nucleotides long. Its product is annotated as protein DMP7. Gene Ontology annotation, biological process: endomembrane system organization. The transcript has a single exon. The coding region runs from base 167 to 832 and encodes 221 amino acids. Lineage: Eukaryota; Viridiplantae; Streptophyta; Magnoliopsida; Poales; Poaceae. The record is from RefSeq and is a predicted model, not a curated record.
CUUUUCAGCUUUUGCUCGGUUAACUCGUCAAGAAUACCGGAAGGUGAUUCCUUUCAGCUUUCGCUCGGUUUAGCGCGCUCUUUAAUUGAGCUUCUCUGAUCUCGUCUCAACUCAACCCAACCUGUCUCGCACGCUCCCCCUCCUCGCUCUUACACGCGCCGCAUCAAUGGCGGAGAAGGAAGAAUGCAAGGUUCUCAUUGAGCAAUCCAGCAAGGACGCUGCUGAUCCACCACGCCCAGACGAGGAUGACGAUGAAGACGACAACUCGAGCUUCAUCGUGCUCCUCAACCUCGUCCUGGGCGGCACGGCGCGCCUCAACGUCCUCCUCCCGACCGCCACCAUCCUCGCCUUCGCCAUCUUCGCCCCUCUCCUCACCGACGACGGCAAGUGCGCCCGGCCGAACCGCAUCCUGACGGGGGCCUUCGUCGCCCUCUGCGCCGCCUCCUGCGUCUUCUUCACGCUCACCGACAGCUUCCGCUCUCCCUCCGGCCGCCUCCGGUACGGCGUCGCCACGCCCUCGGGCAUCCGCACGUUCUGCGGCGGCGGCGGCGGCGGCCGGAGGAAGGGGCCGAGGGAGCCGGAGCUGUACAGGCUGCGGUGGUCGGACCUGUUCCACACGUCGCUGGCGCUGGUCGCGUUUGUGACGUUCGCCGCCUCGCACCACGACAUCGUCCUGUGCUACUACCCCGGCGUGCCCCGGAAGGUCGUCAACACCGUGCCGCUCGUGAUCGGCUUCGUGGUGAGCCUCCUCUUCGUGCUGUUCCCGUCCAAGAGGAGAGGAAUCGGGUACCCGUUCCUGCUCCGCACCGAUCUCGUGUACCUGCGCCGCUGAAAAGGACUGGAAAUUUGAUCGGACCGGAUUGGACUAUGUGUGCUGUUUACACCAGAAUUCUGAAAAACUCGAUUUUCUAUAAUUUGCUUCAAGUUUGAACACAUUGCAACCGUGAUUCUUUCAAUUUGUAUACAUGGAAAAAUUCA